Molecule: messenger RNA, 1682 nt
Organism: Sinocyclocheilus rhinocerous
Lineage: Eukaryota; Metazoa; Chordata; Actinopteri; Cypriniformes; Cyprinidae
Product: alpha-ketoglutarate-dependent dioxygenase alkB homolog 6-like
Exons: 6
Coding region: 668-1390 (240 amino acids)
Cellular component (GO): nucleus
Source: RefSeq, a predicted model, not a curated record
UCAAGAUGUGGCUCUUGCUCUGCGUUACCAUGGAAACCAGAGCUGCAGCGCUGCAGUCUCAAAUUGGGAGUUGGAAGAAAAAGACAGGAAAGAGAAAAAAGAGAUAAAGAAGGAGGGGGUAUUUCAGCUGGAAUGGUGGAGAAAGGUAGUCCCUAUAUAACCAUUAACGCAGGCGUUUUAUGAUCCUUUUAUCACUUUACUUGCAAGCAAAACACCUUUGGCUAUCUAAUUUCAUAAACAAAUGUAUUUGAUUUGGUAAAUAAAUUCAUUUUGGGGGUUUAGUCUUUUAGAGGCGUUCGUGUACUCCCUGCACAUCAUGGUCUGCUGUUGUUACAAAUUUUGCUAUAUGCGUACAUUCCUGACGAUUCAUUACAAUGGUCACAGCGCCCUCUGUAAAUGUGCACUACCGCUCCAAACCUGUAGACGGCGACGUUGAAUCAUACGUUUCACCAGGGUGCACGAGGAAACCACUUCAUGAUACCAAACGUAUCAACGAGCAAUCCUGCUCGUUCAGCAACAGUUCAGUGAUUUAAAACUUCGAUGCUACUGUAAACAUUAAUGAAGGACUUUUUUAUGGUUGUCAUAUUAAGUUUUAGACGUAGAAUACUUGCUUAGAUAGUCGUGGGUGUCAUGACAGUCAGUUUCUUUAAUUGUCCAUUAAUCUGUGAUGGUUAUUAUGUACAUGACAACGAUGGCAAAUCCAUGUAACAUUGCUGCUGACCUGAAUAAGUACAUUGUGAAGGAGGCUCCUCCAACUAUUUAUUAUGUUCCAAAUUUUAUAACGGAGGCCGAGGAGGAGUAUUUGUUGCAGCAGGUAUACAGAGCUCCCAAGCCCAAGUGGACACAAUUGUCAGGGAGGAGGCUACAGAACUGGGGUGGAUUGCCAAAUCCCAAAGGAAUGCUUGCUGAGAAACUCCCCGAUUGGUUGCUAAAGUACACCGAGAAAAUAUCGGCUCUUGGAGCUUUUGCUGGAAAGACAGCUAAUCAUGUGCUUGUAAAUGAAUACAAGCCUGGGGAGGGAAUUAUGCCUCAUGAGGAUGGACCACUGUAUCACCCCACAGUAACAACUAUCAGUCUGGGUUCUCAUACACUUCUAGAUUUCUACAAGCCUGUUUGUCAGACUCAGUCUGAAACUCCUCAAACAGAAGAAAGCCGCUACAUGCUAUCAUUGUUGGUACAACGAAGAAGUCUGCUGAUUCUGCAGGAUGACAUGUACAAAUUUUAUCUGCAUGGUAUUCACGGAGUUUGUGAGGAUAUUUUGUCAGAGCAUGUGGUGAAUCUCUCAUCAACAGGGACUCAGGUUUGCAACACGCUGCUCCGCAGCACCAGAGUCUCCCUUACCAUUCGCCAUGUUCCCAAAGUCAUCCGGACCAAUCUGUUGCUUGGCUAGAAGUGACACAUUCACAGACUUGCUUGAACUUUGAACCAGACAAACAGGUUAUACAUGUUUACACCCGCAAUGCAAAGUGUGGAAAUGCAAUAUACAAGUGUCUACAAUAUAUUAUUGUAUAUGCAGAGCAUUAGUGUCUGUAAGGGUAUUUUAAUAUAGAUACCUUACAUGGUGGCAUGUAUGCAGCAGCCUUUGAAAUAUUUGUCCUCUCAAAGCUGAAAGGUCUACGGGGUUGUCGAUUGUACAAACAGAUCUGCAUUGAUAAACAAAUGGCUUUUUUUUGCAACAUAAA